Mytilus trossulus (common blue mussel) is the source of this 519-nucleotide messenger RNA. Its product is annotated as plasminogen-like. The record is from RefSeq and is a predicted model, not a curated record. The transcript is spliced from 3 exons. NCBI's taxonomy places the organism in Eukaryota, Metazoa, Mollusca, Bivalvia, Mytilida, Mytilidae. Bases 29 to 340 code for a protein of 103 amino acids.
UGUAAAGAGGAUCAGCUUGGUGUAGAUUAUGCUGGGGGAAAAAAGUACAACAGAAACUGGACGAACCUGUCAAGCUUGGAAAGAAUCGUAUCCACAUCCACAGAUCUACACAACAACGUUAGCAGAUCAACAAAACUUUUGUCGAAACCCAGAUAAUGAACCAUUAGGACCUUGGUGUUAUACAACUGAUCCUGAUAUGAAAUGGGAAUAUUGCACUGUUCCUUUUUGUGAUUGCAUCUCACCAAAACCAGACCAAGAUUGUAGAAUGAAUAAACAGGGAAAAAAUUAUACUGGAACAAUCAGCAAAACAAAAAAUGGACAAAAGUGUCAAGCUUGGUGAUCGAUUGUUCCACACAAGCAUGUGUUCUCGGUUAAAUUAGCAGACCAGGAAAAUUUCUGCCGAAAUCCAGACAAUCAACCGAAUGGUCCAUGGUGUUAUACAACCGACCCAGAUACAAGAUAUGAAUUUUGUGAUAUACCUUAUUGUGGUGUGGCCCCCACCCCUACAUCUGGUUUUUG